CCGCUCUCGCUUUCCGUGCCCUCCAAAAAUAUAACAAAACCACGAGCAGCGCCCUCUUCGCACGCGUUCCGACCACGGCAGAUUCAAAUCCAUGGCUACUCAAAAUCUCCACCGCCAGAAACGGCCCUUCCAGCCUUCAAUCACUUCCUACUUCGACCGCGUGGAUCGUGACGAGUACGACCGUUCAAGGACACCUGCAGCUCGGCAACCUGUCCUCGAGCCCAGCGUGCAAUCCAACCUGCUCAGCGUCGGCAUGCGCAUUCGCAAAGCCGUGCCUGAAGGCUACAAGACGCACAAGACAUCCCUGUUUUUUGAUCCUACCCCCGCUCUCCCCAGCACGUCGACAUACUCUCCUGCGCAGCCACGACGACCUGCAGAACUCGUUCCAUUCUGCGGCCUGCACAAGGUGGGUGGCCACGGCAUCCAAGACAUGCCUCGACCCGUCGACGCGCACGAGCCGGUCGACAUCUUCGCCGACGAUCGCAUGCCAUUCGAUCUCUCCCAAGAGUCGACGUCGUCGACACUAUCUACAGACUCUAUGCCUGCAGCUCCGAUGCUCAAUCCAAUCACCACAAAUAAGAGACACCACUCCGAUGACGAGGAUGACGAUGGGGACAUUCCGCCUUUUGAGCUGCACUUCCCAGACCCGCUCAACCCGACGCUUGCUGACUUGAGUGUGUCGCCCACAACCACCGUUUCACCCAUCAGCCACACAACAUAUACGGGAUCGGGUGCCGUGUCGCGUAGAGCCAUAGCGAAGCCGAAGUCCAGGAGGAAGGCCAUGUCAGUUGCCGCCGCCACAGCCGACUGUGAUAUGGACUUCGAAGAUGCGGAUUUUUUAAGACCCUGGGAGGAGGACGAGCUAAUGAUGACUGGCUUGUGACCCAAUUGCGCUGCUUUUCCUCAAUUUUCUGUCGAGCAUGAUUCCCAAUGAUUAUUCGCUGUAUUACAUUGCUUCAAGUUUUGAUGUUUUUGUGUCACUUCUGUCAAAUUAUCGGAAGGAUCAGGCUCUUCCGUGCCGAAGACGGCUCUUGACGAAUCACUAGUCACCGUGUACACAGCCCAGCAAAAUAUCUGCUGAUCGAGAGAGAUAUCUAGUACGGAAAAAUUGAAACGACAUCUUCAUCACAACGCCGCAGACUGGAGAGUUUUGCCGCGUAGCCACAUCAGCCAAUGAGAAUCAUUUUGGUAGUCCAUGCCAUUUGUCUGCAAGGAGCCACCAUCUGAUCCAUGGUCACCCUUUUAUGAUCAUAAGAAUCUAGGGUGAACCAAAGUCCUAAAACAUGAGAGAUGAGGAAGUAGUUCUCUCCAUCCUGUCUCCACGGCUCAGGCGGCCGAGUAUAAAGUACGUUUUUGACCGACUUGUCCUCUUUGGAGUCUCACUUAAAGAAACUGGGUCGAGAGGAAGCUCAUGGCGUAAAAUGUACGUGAAACAGGUCCGUUUCAAGAGAAAUUCUCAGCUCUAGACCUCUCUUCAUCACAAUUAAGAAUUGCAGAUAUAUUCAGACGAUGUCAUGUCAUCAUAAGGGGCUUUGGCUAUGAAAUAGAUGACGAGGUUCUCCAAAAUGUGAGUCCAUAGCAAUGCGAUGAUCGAACCACAAUCCAUCGACCCCGUUCUUAUCCACCUCAGGCGGCAGAUAGUUUCCCGCUUUCAAUACUAAUGAGAUCCUUUGUUUUCGAAACACAUGUGCUCGGGCAUGAAUUAUAGGUCCCGUUUGGACUAGACUGCCUCUUGCAACGUCCGAGUCCGCAUCUACCACUUCGGCGUCGCAACAUUUCGUUCGCGGCGGACGCACUAUGGAUGUAAUUACAUCAUCUCCUAUCCUGACAACGUCCUACCGUUGCCCAGUGCCGAAUACAUCAGGUAAACCUUUGGAGGGACUAUCCGUCAUAAAUAUGAGGGUGAUAUUGGCGCCUCCAAAAAAUGAGGUCCGAUUUUGUUGGCUUGAUGGUGGCUUUCAGCCUUUUUUUUGUCUACGAAAGGCAAUAUCUGUCAACACAAAGAUCGCCAUGGUCAAGUAAUAGUUAAACGGUUUAUCCUAUAUUCAGCGCUGGCGGGUCACUAGCACAAAGGGCGAGUUGCCUUUACUGAGAAAU
Molecule: messenger RNA, 2097 nt
Organism: Verruconis gallopava
Lineage: Eukaryota; Fungi; Ascomycota; Dothideomycetes; Venturiales; Sympoventuriaceae
Exons: 1
Coding region: 92-883 (263 amino acids)
Cellular component (GO): nucleus; cytoplasm
Molecular function (GO): ribonucleoside-diphosphate reductase inhibitor activity
Source: RefSeq, a predicted model, not a curated record